Molecule: messenger RNA, 2013 nt
Organism: Striga hermonthica
Lineage: Eukaryota; Viridiplantae; Streptophyta; Magnoliopsida; Lamiales; Orobanchaceae
Source: the annotation of a GenBank genome assembly
AUGUGGUUGCGAUCGGCCGUGAAUAAGGCGGUGGAAGUUGGGAACAAGAACAACUUAACCCGCACUGUUAAGAACUACGCUGAUUCGGUCGUCCAUCAUGCCGGUCAAGCUGUUGCUGAUAGCGCCAAACUCUUCCAAGAUCGCAUUGUUGGUCGGAAUUUUAGAAACUUCAAGCAGGCUGUAAAAAGGUUGGAAGAGGCUUCUGUCUCAUGCAGGGGACGUGAGAGAGUUGAGUUAAUGAGAAGAUGGGUUGCUAUUAUAAAACAACUUGAAAAAUCUUCUGGUAAUACAAAUGAAGAGAGUGAAUCAAGUGAUGAGAAACACCAGCUUCUUGAUGAACCAAAACAGGUGCAGUACUAUGACUCAGAUGGUGGAGGUGAACGAAGGACCUUUCUGGAUGUCUUUCUUUACAGUCAGGCUUUGGAGGGUAUCUCCAUAUGUAUGAUUCUUGAAGCCCCAAAUGAAGAAGAAGUUUCUCUGCUACUUGAGUUGUUUAGUCUUUGUCUUUCAGGAGGGAAAGAAGUUCAUUACGCAAUUGUGAGCAGCAUUCAGGAUCUUGCAAAAGCCUUUUCCAGCUACCAAGAUGAAGUAUUGGUUAAGAGAGAAGAACUGCUUCAGUUUGCUGAAGGAGCUAUUACGGGAUUAAAAGUGAAUGCUGAUCUUCAAAGAAUUGAUGCCGAAGUUUCCACAUAUAAGAAACAACUCGAAUCAAGAGCAUCACAUUAUCAUGUUAAUGAGGGUCAUCAAACAAACAUGAAACAGAGCACUGCUGAAGCAGUAGAGGCUCUUAAAGAGACUCUUGCACAUAUUCGAGUUUGUUCCAGACUAGAAGGGCUUCUGCUGAGAAAGAGUGAUCUUAAAUAUGGCGACACAGCUGAAAUUCAUGCCCAAAAGGUUGAUAAGUUGAAAGUCUUGUUGGAGUCUCUUGCAGUCUCCUCCUUAAAAGCUGAGAAGCGCAUCUCUGACAACAGACUUCAGAAAGAAGAUGCUUUGAAGUUCCGAGUGAGCAAAGCUAGCGAAGUUGGUGAAAUUGAAAAGGAACUGAAUGCUGAGAUAUCUGGGCUUGAGAAAGAACGAGAGGAACUUGAGGCUCAAUUAUCAAAGGUCAAUAUCUCCUUGUCUGCUGCUAAAACUCGUCUUCGCAAUGUAAUGGAAGAGAGGGAUCAAUUUUUUGAAGCUAAUGAUCAAAUUGUUGCCCAUUUAAAAACAAAGGAGGACGAGUUAGCAAGAUCAAUUGAUUCAUGUCGAGCUGAAGUAGAUGUUAUUUCUACAUGGAUUAAUUUUUUGGAAGAUACUUGGUCUCUUCAGAUGUCAUAUGUGGAGACAAAGGAAAAAGAAGCCAGUGCUGAACUGGAGAGACAUGAAGAUUACUUCACAGCUUUGGUUAUACAGCUGCUUUCCUCGUUUGAGAAAGAGUUGCGACCAUCUAUUGAUCGCAUCGGAAACUUUGUGGAGAAUUUAAAGAGCUUAAAUGAAGGGUCAACACCGACUUCGGAAGUGGAAACUGAUGAUUCCGAGUUGUUGAAUCCAAGGAAACAUCUUGAGCAGGAAUACCUGGAUUAUGAAGCUAAGACAAUUACAACUUUCAGCGUAGUGGACAACAUGAGGGAGCAGUUCUAUGCUGAACAGGGAAAGGUCUCCAGUAAAGAGAAUCCAAAGGUAAAAGUGCUAUUCGACAACAUUGAGAAGCUACGAGAGGAAUUCGAAUCAAUCGAGAGGCCUAAUUUGGAAAUUGAGAAUCCCGUGAAAGAGGCUGCUAUUUAUGCUUGUGAAACCUCAGACAUCCGAAGGGUUACGAAUUCCAUUACAGAACAACCAGAAAAGAUUACUACUGGGAACAAUGAUGGCAGUAAGCCGCCACCUCUUAAAUCAGAGCAGAUGUUAGACCCUGAAGCAGAGUUGGCAAAACUGGAGUCUCAAGUUGGAAAUAUAAAUAAGGAUUACACGACAGAAGAAAUUAGUGAAUGGGAAUUUGAUGAGCUUGAGAGGGAGAUGAGAUUAGGGAACUCAUAA